This is a messenger RNA of Orbicella faveolata, 1561 nucleotides long. RefSeq lists its product as uncharacterized. NCBI's taxonomy places the organism in Eukaryota, Metazoa, Cnidaria, Anthozoa, Scleractinia, Merulinidae. The record is from RefSeq and is a predicted model, not a curated record.
UCCGAACCCAUUGCGAAAGCGUACAUGAUGGUGUUUUCUAAACCAAAAUAUUCUUGUAAAAUUUGGGUAUUGUUUUCAUUCACUUUCUUUGUAAGGACUUCAAGUAAAACCAGCAGCACGACAUCAAUAAGAGCCGCAUUAACAUCAGGAACAACUCCAAGUGACACCACCAUGGCAACUGUGCAAGGAGACUUGAAAGUAACUUUGGGGAUAUUUUCUGGCCGUCCUGAUCCAGAAUGGCAGGUUCUUACAAGUGACCCAAACUAUAAGGAUAUUGAACGUCUUCUUGAAGAUGCACGAGCUAGUGGCUUCAUCUACCGUCACGUAAACAUGCCAUCACGACUUGGCUAUAAGGGAUUCUUAGUACUCGACACUGCAAAGGAAAAAGCACAACCAGAAUUGGUUGUUGGCCCACAGACAGUCGAACUGCAACAGUUGUUACUAAAGACCAUCCCAGAUGAGCUGUUACCCAAAGAGUUUUGCAAGAAAAUUUCUGAAGAGAUUGAUGCAGGAAAUGUCAAGGCUAAUGUAUGAGAUCGCACAUAAACUUUACACAUAGUGAUAGCAAUCAUAUAGACAUAUUGAAAUAACAUUAUUCAGCAAAAUGACAUUCUGUAUUAUUUUGACGUAAAUUAUAAGGCCAUUUGUCACUUCAAUUUGCAAUGGGUUAGCUACUUGGUAGUGAAAUAAUUAUAAUAGGCCCUUGGGUAACUGUGUCAUGUGACUAUGUCAGGUGACCAGUCAAUCUUUAAAUGAAAUGGUCAUGGUAUGAAAUAGAUACCAGAAAUAGAAAGAGAGUGAUGCAAUUAGUGCAAUUUUGAGUCCACUGAGAUGGUACAUGUAUGUAUCUGAGGGUUUAAAAAAUUACCAAGACUUGUAAGGAAAAAUGCCCUUGGAUGGCAAAAAGCCAGCAUGCAGACUGUUUGUUUGAAACUAUAAAACUGUCCUAAAAUCUUGCUUAAAAAUUCUAAUGGCCUCAAAAUGGUUAAUCUUACUCAUUUCAUUAAGCUCUUCCCAUUUCUCUUUCCAAUUUCUUUGAAAGUUUCAAUGAACUCAUGCAAACUAAGAUAUAGAUUCCUUAAUCAAACACUUAAGAGCUAACACAACCUUUAUUCAAAAUACUUUAGAUGAAAAUAAUUAUAUGUCUUAUUAAUGUUAAAACUAGAAUAUUUAUGAAACAACAAAUAAUUUAAUGUGUAAAAUUGAUAAAUUUAUGUUAACUCAGAACUACUAUCUAAUUGAAUCUAUGAUUGUCAGUAAAGAGAAUUACUAGUCUUUAUGUACAUUUUAAGCUUGGAAUUGAACUGGAGGUGACAGGAAUAUUGUGAGUGAAGAACAACUACCUUUACAUUAACAUAAUGUAGUUUUCAAAAAGUUUGCAAAGCAUGGAAUAUUUUAGUUAAAUUUAAUGCAAAUUGAUAGUUUUGAUAAUUUAAUAAAAUAAAUUUGAAAUAUGAUGUACCAACAAAGAGUCAUUGUAAAUUUCUUCUGGGACACAGGCCACAGACUACAAUAUAAUAUUGCUCCAUGUUAUAAACUAUGAAGGUUAUUAGCAUAAAAA